CUCAGAACCCAGGGGCUGUCUGUCAGACACGGUGUCCGCUGUGCCGCAGCUCUCCGCCGCACAACAACUAUGUGGUUUUAACUCAUCCUGCAAGACUCAAAUCAAAUGUUUUUUUUUAUCUCCACACGGAGCCGCCGAGUCACUUCCUGUGUCGCUCGUUAGCGUCGUGUGACUUUAAAAAAAGAAUGCUUUCUUGAGUUGUUGCUUGCUAGCUGGUUAGCUCCCUGGUUAGCACUGGAAGUUUGCUCCGUCUCGCUGACUAGUUGGCCUCGUCCCGACACCGAAUUCAAACUUUCAAAAACCUUCCACACAAAAAGCAAACGGCGGGGGGAUUUCUCUACACGCUGGACUGAGCUAACGAUGGAGUCCGCAAAUCGUUUCGACUGCGCCAGCCCCGUUAGCACCGUCUUGAAGCGCAGGCCCGACGGGAUCCCCGGGCUUUCCCCGCUCUCGCUGCCCGAGCUGAGCUCCAGGAGCGCGCACCGCAGGGACCUGUUCUCCCCGGGACCCGCGACCGUGCUGUCGCCCGUCACCAACCUGGCCCUGGACAUGAACAACUUGGCCGGACUCGGGAGUCUCUGUGAUACCCCGAAAAGAAGAAGGCAUGCGCCGCUGGAAAAGGUUCCCUCCUUCGCCUCUGACGUCUCAUCUGAUGCCGGCCUCGGCAUGGAUCCCCCGAGCCCCUCGGAUUCUGUUGAGGUGGAGGACACGUUCGAAAAGGCUAUUGAACAGUCGAGCCGCGUCGUCAACGAGAGGAUACCAAUUCGAAGAAUCAACUCAUUGCCACUCCAGCUCCUGGGUUUCAGUCCUUCUCUAAAGGGACAGGAAGCGGAUUCUCACCGCUACGGAAUAUUCGGCCAACAGCCUUCCCAGAUGAACGCCUCCACCUCCUCCUCCUCCUCUGGUCAACAUGACAACAAAGAGAACCUGCCGGAGGAGGGCUUUAAAUUCAAGAAACCCACCAAGCCGGUGUCGCGGUGUCGUGUGCGCUCCUUCAACGGCGGACAGUCGAAGGACGCGUUCGCCCGACGCCCCAGCUCCGCACCAGCCCUCAUGCUCUCUUCACCUCCUCCCAUCCAGCAGCUGGACAUGUACGACUCCAGUCCUUUGUUCCUGAGACGUUCCUCCGCCUCGUCUCUCAACGACGACGAUGACGACGGCUUCAUGGACGUGCUGGACGACAACAUGGAGAACGACUCUGGGAUGCCGAUGGGGAUGGCCAGCCUGCUCCAUGCUCCGCUGGUGUCCGACAAUUCAGCUGAAGACUCUCCUGUGAUUCGCUGUCGCCCGCGGAGCCUGUUCCGCUCGCCCUCCAUGCCCAGUCCGGUGUCCCGUCCCUGUGCAAAGCGUCCCGACUGCCCCGGAGACGACAACACGCCAGUCAGGGUGAAGAGACGACGCAGCCUGGCGGGGACCACCAUGGAGCAGAGCCCCGAAUCCCCACGCAUGAGCUGCUCACUGCUGCAGAGAUCCAAGUCCUUCUGUCAGACAGACAUUGAGAAGCUGCUGGACACCGAGGACACUUCGACUGAGCUUAUCGGAGAUUUCACCAAGCCUUUUGUAUUACCCACAGUGGAGGGCAAACACCAAGACCUCAAGUACAUUACCUCAGACAUUAUGGUGGCAGCUCUGACAGACCAGUUCAACCAUCUAGUUGAGCGAGUCAUCAUCAUCGACUGCCGCUACCCCUACGAGUUUGAGGGAGGACACAUCAAGGGGGCGUUGAACCUGCACCAGGAGCUGCAGGUGGAGGACUUCCUCCUCAAGACGCCUGUGGUCCCAUCCUGCCCGGAGAAGCGGGUGGUCAUCGUCUUCCACUGCGAGUUCUCGUCGGAGCGCGGCCCGCGGAUGUGCCGCUUCGUCCGUGAGCGAGACCGCGCCGUCAACGAGUAUCCUAACCUCCACUAUCCCGAGCUCUACAUCCUCAAGGGCGGAUACAAAGACUUCUUCCCCCAUUUUCAGGCACAAUGUGAACCUCAGGACUACCGGCCCAUGCACCACGAGGACUUCAAGGAGGACCUCCGGAAGUUUCGCCUCAAGAGCCGCACCUGGGCCGGGGAGCGCAGCAAGAGAGACAUGUACAGUCGACUGAAGAAGCUGUGAGCGUUUUCCUCCUCCUCGUCGUCCUCCCAAACUGCCACUCAAUCACACUGCCGCCACCCCCUCCUCAAUCCUACCUCCCUCUGAACAGACUGAGUGCAACAUUCCUCUCUGAGCCGGAGACCUUGCCCCACCAAGGACAUUCGUUAUUUGGGAGGGGGGAUUGCACCAACGAAACAGGGAUUUUUUUUAAAGUCUCUUUAAUGUUUCAUUUAACUAUAACAUGCGUCGUUAUUUAUGCAAAUGUAAAGAGGGAGAGACGUGAAAUGAUGAACCCAGUGCAGAUUUACAUUAAGAUGACAAAUAACCACUUGGACCUACACUGCCUGUUUUUACCUUCUGCAUUAUGCCGCGUGAGAAACACAUCACUGCCCGAGUGCCGCCGAGCAACCGGACCACACUGCCGAGUCUGACGUUUGUCUUUCAGUCACUGGAUUUUGUUUUUUGUUUUUAUUGUUUUUUUGCAUUUUUCAUUUCCCACCUUAUUUUAGCACUUAAAUUAAAAACCUGAACCGGUGAGGUGCUUUUUUUUUUGAUACCGUAUUUUUUAUAUAUAUAUAUAAUUUUGAAUGAAUUUUCUAAACCCUCAUUUAAAUCUUGUUUUUCCUCGACAUCCCAAACUGCAAAUUUACAUUUUAGUAUAUGAUCAAUGCAGUGUUUUUUCUCCUUCCUGAUUGGUUGCAAUAUUUGUUUGUUUUUUUCUUCCUCAGUCAGAUGACACCAAAGCAAACGAACUACCUGUUAACUUUGCAGUGAGAUAAUGUUUUUUUUCCCCCGAUGCUGCAGGUCAGCAAGUGUGAGAAGAUUUUUUUUUUUUUUAAUCUUAGGAAAAACACAAGUGUGUUUUGCUUUGAAUCCCUUAUUAACGUUCAGAGAUGAAAAUGUCUUCCCUUCUGCAGAGCUAAUGAUGUCAGUUUGAUAUUGAUCGGGUGGUUUGAAUAUAUUUUGGUCCAGGGUUCGUGGGGGAGCUGCUGAAAUAAAGAUCCAAUGUGCGUUCAAA
Scophthalmus maximus (turbot) is the source of this 3100-nucleotide messenger RNA. It is a transcript of the gene cdc25b, whose product is annotated as cell division cycle 25B. Gene Ontology annotation, cellular component: nucleus; cytoplasm. Lineage: Eukaryota; Metazoa; Chordata; Actinopteri; Pleuronectiformes; Scophthalmidae. The transcript has 15 exons. The record is from RefSeq and is a predicted model, not a curated record. Gene Ontology annotation, biological process: G2/M transition of mitotic cell cycle; protein dephosphorylation; positive regulation of G2/MI transition of meiotic cell cycle. Bases 361 to 2103 code for a protein of 580 amino acids. Gene Ontology annotation, molecular function: protein tyrosine phosphatase activity.